Messenger RNA from Gopherus flavomarginatus (Mexican gopher tortoise), 2547 nucleotides. RefSeq names its product sorting nexin family member 21 (gene SNX21). NCBI's taxonomy places the organism in Eukaryota, Metazoa, Chordata, Testudines, Testudinidae. Bases 346 to 1443 code for a protein of 365 amino acids. The transcript has 3 exons. The record is from RefSeq and is a predicted model, not a curated record. Gene Ontology annotation, cellular component: early endosome membrane. Gene Ontology annotation, molecular function: phosphatidylinositol phosphate binding. Gene Ontology annotation, biological process: protein transport.
CCCCGCUGAGCCUGGGGCCUCAUUUCCCUGCAAGUUUGUAGCGAACCACAAAGCACUUGGAGCAGCUGAUUGGGAAGCAUUUGACUGCCCUGUCCCUCUCCUGAACCCUGGCCUCAGCCUUGACCCCCCCCUCCCCCUGGGGUCUCCCUGGCCUGUGGCAGGUGGAGAAUUGCUCCCCACCCCCAGCUCUGACUGCUCACCAUGGUCGUUUCCCUUCUCCCUGCCCCCCUCUGGGUGCAAGCACCUGCUCCCACGCAGCACCUGCUCUGUGCAAAGCCACACGGCCCAGGUUCGUUCCCCCCGUGCUGACCAGCCUCUCCUCCUGCAGCUGCUGAGCGGAGCCCCAUGGCCUCCCGCCUCCUGCACCGCCUGCGGCACGCCCUGGCUGGAGAGGGCGACCGGGAGGGACAGGGCGGAGGCGGCUCAGAGGUGGAGGAAUUCCCAGAGAGCUCCGAACUGGAGGAUGACACUGACAGGCUGUCCACACGGCUUAGCGGCACCCUGAGCUUCACCAGUAACGAGGAGGAGGAGGAGGCAGAGGAGAAUGAGGAUGAUUCCGCUAGCCAGGAGCUGGGGGAUCUGUGUGAGCUGGGGCUGCCCAAGAACCCUGGAGAUCCAAGCCCUGCUCCAGCUGAGCGCCAGGGCAGUAAUCUACUGACACGCCAGCUCCAGGACUUGUGGAGGAGAUCACGCAGCAGCCUCGUUCCCCAGCGGCUGCUCUUCGAGGUCACCAGCGCCAGCGUCGUCAGUGAGCGCUCCUCCAAAUAUGUGCUCUACACCAUCUACCUGAUCCGCUCCGGCCAGUUUGACAAGGCCCCUGCUGCCAUUGCCCGGCGCUACUCGGACUUUGAGAGACUGAACCGGCGCCUGCGCCUCCAGUUUGGCUGCGACAUGGCGGGCGUCUCCUUCCCCAGGAAGAGGCUGCGCAGGAACUUCACGGCAGAAACCAUCGCCAAGCGGAGCCGGGCCUUUGAGCAGUUCCUGUCCCACCUGCACUCCAUCACCGAGAUCCGCCGCUCCUCUGACUUUCUGGAGUUCUUCUUCCUGCGCGACCUGCAGGCAGCCCAGCGCCUCACCUGCACCGGCUUGUACCGCGAGGCCCUGGCCAGCUGGAGCAAUGCCUACCGGCUCCAGGACAGGCUGGGCGUCUGCAACUCGGGCCGCUUCCUCCUCACGCUGGCCGGCCUGGUGGUUUGUCAUCAGGAGCUGGACGAGCUGAGUGAGGCUCAUCGCUCCUGCGAGCAGGCUCUGCAGCUCCUGGAGGCCCAAGACAGCCACCCCUUGCUGGAGCCUUUCCUUCAGGCCCACGUCCAUCUGUCCUGGAAGGUGGGGAAAGAUAAGCGCCAGUCGGAGGCCAGGCUGCAGGGGCUGCUGGGGGUGGGGGUGGCUCUGCAGCAGCAGCCCACCCUAAAGGAGUUCUUGAUCAAGGAGGCUUUGGACUGAGUGCCCAGGCUGUGGGGGGAUGGAGCAGUGUGGGGCUCAAGGAAGGAGACUGCACUGUUCAUUGGAAGAGCAGCAGCUGUAGGUCAAGGCUGGGGGGUGUCUUGAGCCUGGCCUAGGGUGGUAGAGGGGGAGUUGCAGGUUGGGCUCAGCGUGGAGUGGCAGGGCUGUGUCUGGAAGGUGCAGUGGGGAGAGCAGGAUCCUGGUGGAGGGGUGGGGCGGGGUGGGGCCCUGGACUGGCCCAGCACCUGCCUGUCCUGGGAGCUGGUCUCUGCACUGCUGACCUGUGCUCUUGGAAACGGCUCGUCCCCCCGUGCCGGGCGCGCAGCCUCCUUGGAUCCAGGCUGACUCCCCUCUGCCUUUAGGGGAGGGAGCCGCUGGAACGAGCCGGGCCAUACUGAUACUGUACUAAAGGGAUUCGCUGGCUCCAGGCAGAGUCUGGGGCUCUCCUUGGGAACUUUUAAUACUUGAAGACUUGGGAGGAAAAGGGGCCGAGACUCCCCAGAGCAUGUUCAGAUUAGCCCUCCCUGGCCCUACGGCAAGGAGAGAGCUCUCAAGCCUUUCAGCAACAACCCUAGGGGCUAGGGCAGCAGUGGGGGGUGGGAGGAGAGAUCCCCAGACCCACCCCCCGCCUUGUGCUUUGUCUGAGAUGAGGAGGGAGACAGUCCUUCUCACCCUCCCCCUCUGCCAGGCCUUGCCCUGCUAGGCUUCUGGGACUCCCCUGGGGCCUCUCAAAGCCUGCCCCUCCUGGGCCUACGGGGAGAGCAGGAGCUGCAGCUGAGCAGGCAGGGCAGGAGAACUGAGAAAGGGAAGCUGCAAGGGCUCUGCAGCAGCUUUCUUCCCUGGCACAGCCUGAGCUUCAGCCCGCUUGGCUCUCCUCAGAGCCCCUCUGGGUCUCCACCCUCCUCCACUCCCACUGGGGGCUCCCUUCUGAGUAAGUCGUAGCCACAGCAGGGCGCUGCUGCAGAGCAGAGCUAUAAAAGCCAUGGAGGCUGGGAUGAGUCUUGAUGGGCCAUGGAGGCUUUAUUAGAGGUGGGGGGGAGGUUGAGGACAGCAUCUGACAGGACACUCUGUAACUAACAGUCAAUAAAACUGCUAUUCCCGCGG